Molecule: messenger RNA, 2305 nt
Organism: Paramacrobiotus metropolitanus
Lineage: Eukaryota; Metazoa; Tardigrada; Eutardigrada; Parachela; Macrobiotidae
Exons: 3
Coding region: 499-1347 (282 amino acids)
Molecular function (GO): protein binding
Source: RefSeq, a predicted model, not a curated record
GCGCAAAAUUGUAAUGAAUUUUUACUGGCCCGUCUUCGGGAUAUUGCUUAGCGUGCUAUCUACUGUAGAUUCUAGAUGGGUGGUUUAUCGCAGAUUUGAUUGUAACCACGAUAAUAUAUUGCAGCUACCUAUUGAGUCACCCGAGUACAUAUAUAAUGUGUGCUUGACUGCUUGUGCAAUCUGCUGCUGUUGAUGGCUUCCUGUGUUUGGCUAUAUCGAAGACUGAAAUUUGGUUUUUCGACGCAUUCGCUCGUAAACUGUAAACGAACAAGCUUUUAAGUUUAGUAUUAACGCAGUCAUGAGUGUGAUGGUUGCUGCGCGCGUUUCCUGGACCCCAGUUCCGAUUGGGAGUCAUUUUUUUAGAAAUUAAACUGCCUGACAGAGGACGCAGCUGUUGGUUGCGAACAGAAGUGUGCAUUAUCCAAGUGGUUGACAUUUUGUUGAGUACCUUCCAGUUAAGUGAAGUUUUACUCUGUACUAAACUUGUACCUGCACAGAAUGCACUUAUACGACAACGGAAUACGAUCAUUGUACACAUGGAACAGUGUGGACGUGGAACUGGAUGGAAUGCUGCAGCACGGCUAUGUCAUCGGCCUGGAAGAUGUCAACGGCGUCUCGCCCCGCAUGAUUGUGGAUUUUGAAUGUCCCACACACCGGUCGGUACCCGUUGAAUACGGGAAAGUCCUCGACUGCUCCAAUAAGCUGAAGGUGGAUGAAAUGUGGAUGCGGUGCAGCGACGCAAGCGACAUAGAAGUAUUAAUGCGCGAUCAGCCGAAUCGUCCGUGGAAAUGGUAUCCCGGGAAAGUGCUCAUACCCAGCUUCGAUGGCCUGCCUAAUUACGCUCUGGUGGAGGUACUGCUGACCAACUACAAAAUCCGCGAACUCCUCCCCCAUAGACAAAUGCGGCUGCCGCUGUCGGGAGGAGCACGGCAACUCCGAGUGCUUCAAACCGACCAUUAUGUGGUGCUCUCCAGUGUGUUCCCGAAAGGAUGUUGGAACAAGCUGGAGCCAACCAUGGCACUGCAAGUUCGCCGUGAAAUUCAGCGCAUUUACUGGCUGCACAUUGUGUCUGUAUCUGGCGAAACGUUGACCUAUCUCCAGGGGCGCUUCGAAAAAUCGCCUCCGGAAGAGGAUAUGGUGAAGACGUUCGCAAGCUGUUGCGAUCGCGUACGGAAGGAUAGUGAAGGAAAAGUGGAUGCUGGCAAACAGGACAACGACGCCAAGCGAAGAAAGACAGUAAACCACGACGCAUACAUUUGGGCGCUGCCACCGGAGCUUCUAAGGGAGAUCUUCCACUCAAUGGACACCAUCGACCGGCUGCGCUGCCAACGCACCUGUCAUCUGUGAGCAGAAAUUCUCACCUCCCCCGAACUGUUCCGCGACGUCCACGUACAUAUGCGGGCAAAACAAGCGGAUAUUUUUCCGAAUCCAAGUUACGGCGCUUACGUCUGCAUCUUCAAAUACAUCACACCGAUGACGCGAACCGUUUUCGUGCGGGAUGUCGAAACUUUCGAUGUUGACAGUAAAGCCGGUGUAGCGAUCAACUGUAUUCAACAGGCGCUGGAAAACAGCGGUACUUGUCCUAUUCGAUUAGUCUUGUUCGACAGCAACAUGUCCAUCGGGCGUUACUGGACUUUGGGGCGUUCCUUGGACAGUCUGCUGCAGGCUUAUUCCAGGAUAGCACCAUGCUGCACUUGUAUAAUCUGGAGACAUUGUGCUAUUUCGUACUGCCAAGAAAACUGCAGCAUUCUGCUCCGCAUUGCAAAUGCCCGUUUUAAUCUGUGUACCAUUAGCGCCACACAGAUUUGGGACGUACUGGAAAAUCAUCUCGACUAUAGCGAGCUUCUGGAUGUGGAGCUGAUUUCCCAGUGGAUUGCAGACCAACUGAUGGCAAAGUCCGCAAACCGUUGCGCUGACGUCAUGCAGAUUUUGAUGGCAUUUCAGAGCUGCGAUCCGCGUCCCUCCGCAAACUACUUUAACAAGACGUGGACGAUAGACAACCUGGACAGUUUGAACAUCGGAAAAUUAAAUCGACUUUGUCUGUAUACUCUAUAUUGCUACAUGCAAAAGUGGAGCGUAAAAACCAGUGUAAGCUGUAACCAUGGAUCCGGGAAGAAGAAACUCAAGGAACUAUGACAAAUUGCAAAGUGCCACCAACAGCACCAGAAUGCGCCCUACUUUUAUGCUUAGUACAGGGAAAGAGGAUACGGUUAUAGCUAUACAGCGGUUGUGUACAGCGGUUGUGGUUUUCCUUUUACAGUUCGUAAAUGAGUGUAAUGAAUACUGAAAAAUAAACUGCUGGAAA